AUGGCGCAAACGUCGUCCCCCGCCCUCUCGGACCUCAUCUUCCCGACGACCGCCAGCCACAACUUCUCCCACAUCCUGACGGACCUCAAGCGCUCCAACCUCUCCAUCGCGAACCGGCUGCGGUCCAUCACGCAGGACGCCGAGUUCGUGAGAGAGGUUGCCGCGUGCUUUGGCGGGCGGCCCCUCGUCGCCAACGAGCGCUGCGGGAGCUGGUACAUCCGCCCCGAAGACAAGCGGGCGAGCGCCUACUUCAAGAGCACCGACGGCCACACCAACGCCUGGAAGUUUAGCACCCGCCGGCUGAACCUGCACUUGCUCGAGCUCAUCGGGAAGCACGAUGGGUGA
Molecule: messenger RNA, 345 nt
Organism: Colletotrichum spaethianum
Lineage: Eukaryota; Fungi; Ascomycota; Sordariomycetes; Glomerellales; Glomerellaceae
Product: tRNA acetyltransferase TAN1
Exons: 1
Coding region: 1-345 (114 amino acids)
Biological process (GO): charged-tRNA amino acid modification
Cellular component (GO): cytoplasm
Molecular function (GO): tRNA adenosine(64)-2'-O-ribosylphosphate transferase activity
Source: RefSeq, a predicted model, not a curated record